CCCACUUUAGAAUGACACAAACAGGCAGACCACCCCCUGAUUCCGAGUGACCGUAUGCUAAAACACACAAAAAAUAACACUUCUGGAGACUAAAAACAGAAAAUCAGGAGGAAAUUACAAAGAUGGAAGAAUGUGAAAAUCUGGACUCUGAGAUGACUGAGCUGCAGGAGUUGGCCUCAGAUGUCAACAGCCAGGAUGACGAAGAUGAAGUGGAAGAGCUACAUAACAGUUUGCGAGAAGUUGUCCAGGACCAGGCGGUGAAGCCCAAGCUCCAGUGCCUCAUGGUUGACCCGUCGUUCUCGAUGGUUACGGUUCAAAGUGAGGACAGUGGUAUUGUUUGGGAGACUGCUUCCAGCCGUUGUUCCACUCCAUGGGCCUCUGAGACAAGCUCCACUUCAGAAGCUUACAGCAUGGAGGGAUCUGGGGGUGCAGGAAAGAUUACCAUCGUCUUUGAUGAAGAGAAGGUGGUCCGCAGGAGGACGAGAUCUGGAAGCAGAAGCAGCAGCAGGUUGGGGGACCGGCUGAGACGACCUAGCAGUUCAAGAUCAUCUUCAGCUUUGGGAGCGGAGAGGCCGGAGAUGGCAGAGGUUUCUCUUCCCAAUGUCCAACAGGACAAAACGAAAACAGACACAGACUGGGAGGAAAUAAAAACCAAGGAUCAGCAGUUGUUCAGUUUAAUUUCUGAGGGUUAUGAAAUCCUUAACAUAAGAGUCCCCUCCAAACUUCCCACCGUGGACGAGGAGGAAGCUACAGAGCUGCAGGACAAUUUGUCUUACCUGGACCAGACGCCUAAGAUCAGGUCCCGAAACCACCGUGACUGGGCCGAAUACAAGGAUCAUGAUCAGCCAGAAGGGGAAGAAAUACACACUGAGCCCUCAAAACAAAGUACGUCACAGCUCUCAGCAGACAAAGAGCCUGGAAACUGGCUCACUCAGAAAGACAACACCAGUGACAUUGACUACUUUGAAAAUUUCACCCUUUUGGAUAAUGUGGCUCCUGGAGAUCAGGCAUCCGAGCUGCAGGAAGAGGAAGGAAAGCAGCCACCAACCAAAACUCAAACAGAGCAACAACCUGUGCCUGUGAAAGAGGCGACCACAGACAGCCCCGCUGUGUCCGAGAACUCUUUUGUGAUGGUUACAGAUGUAGAGAUCGUUGGGGAACACCUAGAUGAGGUCUUCUACGGAGAAGGACCCACCACUGAUAUGCUGAGGCAGAGGGGAGAGGAGGAAGGCAAAGCUCGGAUGAGAACAAGACGAGAGAGCCAGAGAUCAGCAAAGGAGAGCGGCUCAGUGUUGUUCUCUUGCGAAGAGACCACUCUUACUCCUAUCUUUAUCUCACCGGGACCUCCUAAGAUCAUUGACCCCAUACUCCUGGAGGAGCCCACAGCCAUGUCCUUCAUGUACUCAGACCUUUAUGAGGAUGCUGUAGGUGAGAGGAGGAGGAGUGAUGAGGAAUACUCGGAGGCAGAAAGCGUCGCAUUGGAGAAGUCCUGCAAGAGGAGGUUCUCCGACUCGGAGGAGGCAGACGGGUAUCUGGAGAAAUUUACUUUAAAAGAUGAAACACCAGCAGUGAGUGUUCAGCCAGAGCCAGUGGAUGACAUGAGUGAAGGGAGGAUGAUUUGGCAACAGGGUAAGUUUGAAAUGACCGGCUCCUUAAUAAGAGCGGCACAAGAGGAAGAAGAGAAGGAAAAGACAAAGACAGAGGACAGGAAGGUGCAGGAGGCCAGUUCUGGAAUGAGUGUUGAGAAAAAGGGACUUGUGUCAAACACAGAGGAAGUGAAGGAAAAAUUACAAACAACCAUUUUGGCUCAGGCGCCAGCUGUGCGACAAACCUCAGGAGAUUCAAACCAGCAGCUUAAAUCAACAGUGGAACAGAUGGAGACACGACAAGCGCAACAUGAGGUGAAAACGGAUCAAACUGAGCUGCUCGAGCCAAAAACAGAAAAGCUACUGAAACUUCACCAGAUGGAAACUGAAGUGGAGGAGAGUGAGGGACUUCAGAGAGAAGAUGAAAACAAGCAAAGCUGCGCUGACACGGAGCAUCCAAGUCAGACACUCAAAAUGUCCGAAGAGCUUCUGGUGUCCACAGAGAUGACAGUACCUGUGAGCAGAGAGGAGGAGCCUCCAACAGGAAGUGAAUCCGAAACAACGGAAAACACUGAAAAAAGUUGGUCUAAAGAGCCAUCUGCUGACUCAAAGAGAGAGUCGACUGAUCAGAAACGGGCAGAAACAGAGGCCUCAGCUCCAGUGACAACACAUGGAAAUGAAACCUUCAGCUCACCUGAACUCCUCGCAGAAACGAAGUCGCCUACUGAAUUAUCCCUGAGCGAGAACAAAGAAGCAGCUCCUGAAGACCUUUUGGAGGUCGUCACUGACUGUGAGGUACAAACAGUGGUGGAGGUAACGACAGUGAACAAAGAAGAGCUGCACACUCAAGUUCAAAUCGAUCUUCAGGAUAUAACGGAUGCCAAAACUUCAGUUCCCGAAGGAGACAAACAGCAGGAGUCUUGGACAGAGGAGGGUGUCGCUGAUAUUCAGAGUGAAUGUGCAGCCAAAGCUGCAGCAGCUGAUCAGGAGUCAGAGGUUAAAACUGAAAUCUCAAGUGACGUCAACCAACCUGCGAUGUCUGAGGAAGUUGAAACAAAACCAGACGAGAAACAUCAGCAACUAACUGAAAGUGAACAGUGGCAAAAAGUGGUAGAAAAUGAAUCGAAUACGGCAAAGCCAACACCAGUCACCAGCUCUAAGAUGCCCACAGGGGACACUGGGACCUGUGUUCAGGAAGUUGUGACUGUCGGAGACGAGUUUGUCCUUCUUGUUCCAAAAGGUCAAGCUGUAGAGAUGGACAUAGAGAUUGGUCAGUGGACAGAGAGGAUUAGAAAAGACACAAGCACUCCUCCUGAACCCGACCACACUGGGGAAGUUCAAGCACCUGAGCCUGAAACUGAAGAAGAACCAAAAGGUUUGGAUGAAAAACUUCCCACCAAUGAUACAGACAAAGAAGAUUCACUGGCACCUGUAGAAGAGGACAACACAGAGGAGCAGAAUGAGAGAGAUUUAGAAGAGGACAACAUGGUCUUUUCUCCACUUAGGAGUUUUACUCCCCAAGAUGAUUUAUCUGGGUUUUGUGAUAUAAAGUCAGAACAAGUAGAUGAACAAAAGGCAGCGAUCUAUGAGAAAGAGAACGUACCAGAGACAAAUGUCCCUAAAGAGGACUCAGGAAUGUGUAUUGAUGAGCGCAGUGAAGGUGUAGCACAAAGUACAGAGCAAGCGGAGGCUGUUUUAGAUGCUCCAGAUGAACUUGUUGAUCAACUCGGAUAUGAAAUGAUAUCUGAGAAGGAAGCACAGGAUAUGCCCGAAUCGAAGACACGGAGAGACACAGAGGAGUUUGGGCUGCAGCCAGAGGAGAGGAUGGAGACAGAGACAGAGAAGGAGCAGAGGGAAGAAGAGUUUGGUGAAGACGUAAUUGAGGCAGAUUAUGAGAUCAUUGAUGAAGAGGAGGAGAGUCAGGCCCGACUGGCUGCUGAGCUGCAGGGUUUGGACUGGUUCUGUUCCACCUGUGAACGUCUGCUGUCAGAGGAUGAGUCCAUGUCAGGGGAGCACCAAAGCCAUGACAUGAAGUUGGUGGAAAAAGCCUACGAGGAAGUCAAGGAGACGCUGAGUGUUUGGAUCUCAGAGCUUCAGGAGAGAUCGGAGAACAACGAGGACUUGGUGUCUGAGCUGGAGCUGGCCUACAAUUCUGUAGAGGAGCAGUUUGUGGAUCGAGAGGCAGCCAUGCGGGUGCAGAAUGAGGAGAUGAUGGCUCUGGUGAUGGAGCAGUACAACCAAAUGUCUGUCACCAUGGAGGAGGAGAAGAAAGCCAAGCUGGAGCAACUCUACGACAAGAUUGUUUCCUUCCAGGAGAACAUAGACUCAGCCAAGUCCACCCUGGAGACCACGAGCAGAGAGGCUGAGACUGAUGCGAGGUCACCUGAAGAUAUUUGUGCAAGACUGCAAGCAGCUCUGGACUCAGCCUCGUCACUGGAGCUGGGUCCCAAGGGACUGCUGGUGUUUGAGGACUACACCAAGACCAACGCCUCCAGCUCCAACCUCGCACAGCGCAAAGGAAUCCCAGUGCCUCAGAGGCCCACGCUGCAACCCCAGGAACCGGGCUCUGCCACCAGCACCAGCGUCACGGUCUACUGGAAAGUCAACCCAGGAGACAUCAUAGACUGCUUUCAGGUCUACUGCAUGGAGGAUCCACAAGGAGUCGUGUCAGAGGAGUACCGGGUGACGGUGAAGGAGAGUUAUUGUGUCCUGGAGGAACUGGAGCCAGACAAGACAUACAAGGCGUGGGUGAUGGCCGUCAACUAUACUGGUUGUUCUCUGCCCAGUGAGAAACUCCUCUUCAGAACAGCUCCGUCGGUGCCAGUGAUCGACACGGAGCGCUGCACCGUCCUGUGGGAUUCUGCCACGCUGAGGUGGAGCCCAGCUCAACAGAGUCCCGGACAGAGUUACACUCUGGAGUACUGCCGGCAGUAUGAGCUGGAAGGAGAAGGGCUCCGAUCAAUCUCAGGAAUCAAAGUUUGCGAACAAAGAGUUCUCCUGCAACCCAAUGAGAAUUACCUGUUUUACCUGAAAGCUGUGAAUGCAGCAGGAGUCAGUGAGCAAAGUGAGGCUGCGCUCGUUUCUACAAGAGGGACGAGAUUUCACCUGCUGAAAGCUUCAGCUCAUCCCGCUUUGAAGCUGUCAGACGACCAGACCACCCUGCACUUCUCCCAGGAUGCUCACAAAACCACAGGAAAAGAGUGUCCAUCCAUCCUGGGGGAGUUGCUGCCUCCUCAAGGGCUCCAUUACUGGGAGACUGUGGUGUCUGGAUGUCCAGCCUACAGGCUCGGAGUAACGUGCACGGCAGCCAAUAGAAGCAGCUCACUUGGGGAAAAUGGCACGUCAUGGUGUUUGCAGUGCACCCCCACCCCAUCAGGCUGUAGGUUUCAGUUACUCCACAGUGACGUUCAGUCCAGCGUGCUCGUGACUGAGACGCCUGAGCGAGUGGGCGUCCUCUUGGACCAUCAUCUUGGUCGUCUGUCCUUCUACAAUCCCCACAGCGGACAGUUGUUAGGGACGUUCAGGGAGCGUUUCAGCCAGCCCUGCCAUCCUGUGCUGGCCCUGGAGCAGCCGGGCAGCCUGCAGCUGUGCACGGCGCUGGAGGUACCAGAGUUUACCAAAGAUGCCUAA
Messenger RNA from Nematolebias whitei (Rio pearlfish), 5216 nucleotides. It is a transcript of the gene cmya5, whose product is annotated as cardiomyopathy associated 5. The record is from RefSeq and is a predicted model, not a curated record. The coding region runs from base 123 to 5216 and encodes 1697 amino acids. Gene Ontology annotation, molecular function: protein binding. NCBI's taxonomy places the organism in Eukaryota, Metazoa, Chordata, Actinopteri, Cyprinodontiformes, Rivulidae. The transcript is spliced from 14 exons.